Molecule: messenger RNA, 763 nt
Organism: Schistocerca piceifrons (Central American locust)
Lineage: Eukaryota; Metazoa; Arthropoda; Insecta; Orthoptera; Acrididae
Product: zinc finger protein 677-like
Exons: 2
Coding region: 178-573 (131 amino acids)
Source: RefSeq, a predicted model, not a curated record
UGACGUUUACUGACCGGAAGUUGGUUUCACGUGACGAGGCAUCCUGUUCGAAGACGCCAUUCAUGUUGAUGUUUGCCUUGUGCUCCAUUUAACUGCUUUCGUUGUUUGUUGUUAUUUCGUUGCUGCUGUUCCGUUUUGUUAUUGUUUCUUGUUAUUGUUUAGUUUGUUUUAGCAAACAUGAGUGAUUCCCAAGAAACGCUCUAUAAGUGUGAGGAAUGCAGUUCAGAGUUUAAAAUGCGAAUGAACCUCUACGCCCAUAUGAGGAAAGUUCAUGAACCUGAUAUCCAUGUGUCUAAAAAAGGAAAAGGCAGAGAAUUGUGUCCCCAGUGCGGAAUUGCAUUUAUGAGAUGCAGUUCAUUAAAACGUCAUCAAAUAACUGUGCAUGGCAUGAAGUCGGAGGAAAACAGUCGGAAAUGCCGCAUUAUUUGCCCACAGUGCUCUCUCUCGUUUCUCACCUAUGACACACUGAGAACACUUAUUCAAGAGAACCAUGACGUUAGUUUUGAGUGUCAGGAGAUAGAAUUUGGUUGUCUUGCAGACUUUGGAGAGUGGAAAAUUUCAUACAAAAAGUAAACCAUGUUCGUUAUGUAAUGAAUUGUUCGGAGCAGGAGCGACUAGAAAAACGUGUUCGAUAUUACCACUGCCAUCGCUCUUUCAAUUUCAAUUCUAAAGGAACAGGUGCCAGGUGUGUGAAAAGUAUGGGCACGAAUAAAAUAGGCAGUACUUGUCCAUCCAACAUGCAAGUGACAAUAACAGAGGACAA